Sardina pilchardus (European sardine) is the source of this 1740-nucleotide messenger RNA. RefSeq names its product family with sequence similarity 241 member A (gene fam241a). The record is from RefSeq and is a predicted model, not a curated record. Bases 139 to 546 code for a protein of 135 amino acids. Lineage: Eukaryota; Metazoa; Chordata; Actinopteri; Clupeiformes; Clupeidae. Gene Ontology annotation, cellular component: intracellular membrane-bounded organelle. The transcript is spliced from 2 exons.
GGUGGCAGGGUAGUCACCAACGUGCAGGCCCGGAAGACUCUCCCCAAACAUUUCCUUCCACCGCCCUAGCGUUGGGUACCUUCAACCUUUCGUAGAGGAGAACUUUCAUGGAAUAGUAUUACAACUAUUUGGUUUAAAAUGUCGACCGAAACAUCUACUGUGAAUGAUGUCCCAGAACUUCAUCGUCGUAUCGCAGAGUUGGAUCGGAGGUAUGAGUACCUCUACCCUGCUAACAUGAAUUCUCCCAGGCUAACGGAACAGCGGGUCAGGCCGCGACCCCGUGCCGCGCCCAGACCACAGGCUGAAAGAGCGCCUGUUCCAGAACCAGCGGCGGCGGAAGUGGACGAUUGUGAGCGCUUGGGGACGUUCUUCGGUGAGGUGAACAAGUGCCUGCGACAGAUAGGAUUCACGCAGUUGUACUUCGGGGAGAAGAUCGUGGAGCCAGUGGUGUACCUACUCUUUUGGGCAUUGAUCUGGUUUCUGGGUAUCCAGGCGCUAGGCCUGGUCGGAACCCUGUGCAUUGUCAUCAUCUACAUGCAGAAGUGAAAACCUACAAUCACCCACAACUCAGACUGGGCAAAACGUGAGGAAAAUAUGAAGAAAAUGUAUACGUUUGCAGUGUGCCUCCCUCACUGUGUGUGUGUGUGUGUGUGUGUGUGUGUGUGAGAGAGAGAGAGAGAGAGAGAGAGAGUGUGUGUGUGUGAGAGAGACCUAUCGAGUGUGAGCAUGGAAGAGGCACAUGCCUACAUAUCAAAUUGUCUACCCAAUAGCUCGUAAAAUACAGAGUAGAGAUAAUGCUUUCUAACGGGUUUUUCUACCUGGAGUUUUUUAAAAAACGUGCAGUCAUUUGUGUACUAUCUGAGAUACAUUCAGGGAGAAGCUCCUUUACAUGGAUGCAUGUGUAGUAAACGGUGGAGGAGCGUUAUGCAUAUUUAUGACUAGCAUGAAUGUUUAUGCAGUACAUUGCACUCAAUGUUCAAAAACAAGCAAAUCUUAUUGAAACACGAAUGCUGUCACUAUGAGCUUUAUUGUUGCUUGCUUCGUUCCCCAAAUCAUUCCUGCAGUCUUCCUGUAUUGUCACCAACAGGGGGUGAUGUUUCCCCGGUUCUGCAUAUAGUAGGGAUACACAAGCUGCAAUUGGUUCUUACCCGCGUCGGUCGUUCAUAAACAUUAUUUACUUGAAUGCAUGCUUGCCCUUCAAUGAGCACUGCAUGUAAAUAUGAAUGGGUAGUUGAAUGGUGAAAGUGUUGGGUGUAAUACUGUGAGAUUACGAACCCUUCCAGUAGGAUGGCUUUUCCAGUUUUCUAACAUUUUUUUUUUGGUGGAGGAUUUAACUUAUUGCAGGAUACUACACUGUGUACACUAUCCAGGUCUUUAGAGAUCUAUCUAAAUACUGUUAAAACAGUGUAUGCUGUUAAAUAAGUGUUUAUUAAAAUGAAAUAUUAAGACAUACCGGAUAUGAUGGUGUAAACUUAAUGUAUUCUUUAUCACUGGAAUGAAUGAAGUUUUGAUCACAUACCGUAAUUCCCAACUAUUAGCUGAGGUUUCUACAUUGAUUUUGCAAAAUUUCUUUAGCUAUGAGGGAAAUACCCAGGGACAGUUAAUAUGGUAUUAAUAUGGUUUUCUUUUCUUAACUUGCAUAAAACACUGUCCUGCGGUUUGUACACAGUGCAGCUAACACACAGGAAAUUGCUGUAGGUAUAGGGAGUGAUUAACUGUUCUUAGUUCUUCUUCUUUUUU